Molecule: messenger RNA, 2752 nt
Organism: Magallana angulata
Lineage: Eukaryota; Metazoa; Mollusca; Bivalvia; Ostreida; Ostreidae
Exons: 4
Coding region: 38-1660 (540 amino acids)
Source: RefSeq, a predicted model, not a curated record
AACGGUCCUUUACAAAAUCCGGACAAUUUUUGCAUGCAUGCAAUGUAUUUUCAAAACAAACAGUUUAACGCUAAAGGGUUAUUUGCCCUUGAGUAAAGACGCCGCCGCUAGAGAAUUCUAUAUGCACUUAUAUCCAGCACAAGCCAUCCUAAUCACACUUGUUAAAUUUUACGCAAGAAAUAAGGGACUUGAUUUGCUAAAAGUUUUUAUUAUGCCGAAAGAUAUGAAGAAUACUGGAUCAUCUUCAACUUCUAACGAAUACCAAAAUGAAGCAACCGAAAAUUUUCAUCGUCUCUGCCAACUUUUUGUGACAAUUUGUGGCGAAUUGCUUAGAGAAGUUAUAAGGUUGCGCAUUAAUGACCUUCGAUUGAAACUAGAUGAAUACGAAAAGGUACUAAAACACAUUUGCAACGCCUCACAGAGGAAAAUUCUUUAUCCGAAUUCUGAAGACAAACAAACAGAUCUCAAAGACAUGGAUGUAAGUUUACUUUACAUACUUUUGCGGAACAUUUGUGGUAUUCCGGCCCCUAAAAAUGGCUGGGGGGAUAAACAAGAGAAAUCUGAUCUUAGUAUAGGAGCUUGCAUUGACAGAAUCAGAGUAAAGAGGAGCGUUCUAUUCGCUCAUGCAUAUAUAGGGACAAUUGACACAGACAGUUUUGAGCACAACUGGGAUUAUCUCAAGAAGAACAUUGUGGAAAUUGCUACAGAAUGCAAUUCUGUAGAAACGUAUGAGGAAAAAGUUGAUGAGUUGUAUGAUUGCACGUUAAAUUCGUCUGAAACCAAAACGUGCCUUGAAAUUAUCAUAAAAAUGGAAGAGGAAAUGAAAAUGGAUCUAGAAAUUAAAAAAGUUAUAUUCAUGGAGGAUACAUACGUACCACCUUCAUCCGUCAACUUGACAUCUACAAUCACUGUACCUAAUUUGUCAGCCAUAAAUCAUAUUGCUUACGUGAAACCGGGAAGUCUUUGGGUAGCUGGCGUUUGUACUCUCAAGCAAAUUGACCUCGCUGGAAAUCUUAUCCAAACCGUGGAUGAUGCGCUGUGUUAUCACGGAUGUUUUGCCGUCACGGAAAAUGGGGAUCUGUUUUAUAUUGGCAAAGAUAGACACAACAUCAAAAGAAAAAGCUCCGUCGAAACCAGUACAAUAGUGGACUUACCAGAUUAUGUAUCCAUACGCUGUAUUUGCAUUUCCCAGAAAAAAGGCAAUCUGUUGGUAGUUACAAGAAAUGAUUUAAAAACCCAACGACACAGAAUAGUAAGAUACGACAUUAAUGAGAAUAUCAGUCACGUCGUUUUGGACGACAGUAUAGGGGACCUGUAUAAAGCUCCUUUUUAUAUCACAGAAAACAGGAACGGUGACAUUGUCGUUUCUGACCAAGAAAACAAAGCAGUAAUUGUUGUGAACAGUGCAGGUCAAAAUAGGUUUAUUAUUAAAACGCGUAAUUCUGCUUUUUUGCCCUGUGGUCUUGCUACCGACGACACUGGCAACAUACUAGUUGUUGAGGGCCACAAAGAAACAUAUAUCUACGUAUUUGAUCAAGACGGUAUUCUUACUCGGCGAUUAAGCGAAAAAAGGGACAGAUGGUGGGGCGUGUGUUUGAUCGACAAACGAAAUCUUUAUGUUGGAAAUAGAAAAAGCACAAUUGAUGUGUACAGAUACUAAAAGGAACAAUCUCUAAAAAGAAUUAGAAAUAUGUAGAUAUGUCAAAAAUACUUCUGACUUCUUUGCUCUGCGGUCCGUGAAGACAACUACUUACUAUCAACAUAUCAAUUGUUGUGAUUGACCAAAUAUGUUUUAACGUCAUUUAGAUUCUAACAAAAUAUCAAGGGGUAUGAAUAUAGAUAUUAUCAAAACAAUUAGCACACAAUUCACAAUUUAACAAAUUGAUAAAACUUUUUUUUGUCAUUGUUUAAAAACCUAUUUUGGAGAUAUUUAUACAGUGAAACAUCAUUUAGAGACAUUCUUUAUGUUUGUAGUUCUUGCAACUUUAAUCAAUGAAAAACUACUGAGAGGCUGUUUGGCAAGACUUGAUAUAACGAUCUAAAACUAUAGAUUUGGAUUUAGCAGGUAGAAGAUAUAUUUGUUAGCAAAUAAAUCCAAAAAAAUAUGUAUCAUAUAUCUUGUUAUUGCGCAGGGGUGUUAAAGAAGCAUGUGAAGUAUAACACAAUUAGAUAUAACAAAUUGUGCUAUUAUUAUAAUCUUUGUGUAUGUUGCAUUUAUCCAUUUUUGUACUCGUCUACCUGGAGAGUAAUUUAAACCUGUGCAGGAUUUAUGGAUGAGAGUACAAAAAUCCGAUAACAACCAAGAAUAAUUUUGACGUCGUGAUGGUCAUAAAAAACAUACCUUUUGUGCCGGAAUAAUUUGAUAGCCAGAGAUACAUCUUGACCAUGGCGUGGUGAUCAUAAUUGAACAUUACGUGCUAAGUACCUCUUUUGGGUUUGAUAUGGACAUCUUGACAAUGGCGUGGUGAUCAUAAAUGAUUAUUAAGUGCUUGGUACUUCUUUUGGGUUUGAUAUGGACAUAGACUACGUGGAACCCCAUGGCAUAAACAUCAAAGUAAUUGGUGAAUGUCCUUUCAUCUAUACACUUGUCAACUACGAUAUGAAAAGACAUCGCCCUACUGUUUCCUCAGACGCAUUUAAUACCUGGUCAAGAAGAGUCAGUCCUCAACACACCACCAGUGAGGAAGGUUCCCAUGUGCAAAGACUCCCGGCUUACCCCGCUCUCAAUAACAAUUGGACUUUAAUUCUCUUA